Arabis nemorensis is the source of this 3306-nucleotide messenger RNA. The record is from the annotation of a GenBank genome assembly. Lineage: Eukaryota; Viridiplantae; Streptophyta; Magnoliopsida; Brassicales; Brassicaceae.
AUGCUUCAGGGAUUAUAUGAUCUGGUACUCCGUCGUAACAUUCAAAUCCUAGACUUGUCUGGACAGGAAGGUUUUGUGGAUGUCACUGGGAGUAAUCCAUAUAAAUUAAUAUCUAUUGGUGGUGGAUUUAAGGCCAAUUCCAGCAUUGUGGUGACAACAACAAGAGAAGUUUUGUUGGUCGAGAGCACUACUGUUGGAAAGAAUAGGAGCUUCCACAUCUACAACAAGGAUCAAAAGGCUCGAGAGAAGGAUCGGAAGAAGCAAAGGGCUUUGGAGAAAGCAAAGCUAGGGGAGGAAGGGAAGACAAGCCCUAGAAAGAGUUCCUCGAAGAAGAAGAAUGGCAAUGAAGAAGAUAAUCUUUGCGAUUUCGUCAACCCAGAGACUCCUCUUGGCGAGAAGAAAAGGUUUUCUUCACUGAUGCCCAAGCAGUACUCUCCUUGUACGGUAGAGAAAUCAUGGUAUGAAUGGUGGGAGAAAUCGGAGUUUUUCAAAGCUGAUGCGAAGAGAUCUAAACCCAAGUUUGUGAUUGUUCUUCCUCCUCCCAACGUUACUGGAGCUCUGCAUAUUGGCCACGCACUAACUUGUGCAAUCCAGGACACUCUCAUUCGUUGGAAACGAAUGUCGGGAUUCGAGGCUCUGUGGGUUCCCGGGUUUGAUCACGCCGGUAUUGCUACAGAACAGGUGGUGGCGAACCAUCUAUGGCAUGAAACAGGAAUGACUAGGCAUGACUUUGGCCGUGAAGAGUUUUUAAACCAAGUCUGGAAGUGGAAGAACGAGUAUGGUGGUAAAAUACAGGCUCAGCUACGUCGCUUGGGAUCCUCUCUUGAUUGGUCCCGUGAGUGCUUUACACUGGACGAGCAGAGAUCAAAGGCUGUCACUGAGGCCUUUGUAAGGUUACACAAGGAAGGGCUUAUCUACAGGGCUAACCGGCUUGUUAACUGGGACUGUCAUCUAGCAACUGCCUUAUCUGACCGUGAGGUUGAGCAUGUUGACAUCAAAGGAAGAACACCAAUCAAAGUUCCUGGGUAUGACCAGCCCGUAGAUUUUGGUCUUCUCACUUCUUUUGCCUACCCUCUAGAGAGAGGAGGUGGUGAGCUUAUCGUUGCCACUACGAGGGUCGAAACAAUGCUCGGUGACACCGCUAUUGCUGUUCAUCCCGCUGAUGCAAGAUACAAGCAUCUCCACGGGCAGUUCGCUGUUCAUCCUUUUAGUGGACUCAAGCUACCAAUCAUCUGCGACGAGAAACUUGUCGAUCCAAGCCUUGGUACUGGCUGUGUGAAGAUCACCCCGGCACAUGACCCCAAGGAUUUCGAUGCUGGGAAACGCCACAAUCUCAAAUUCAUCAACAUACUCACCGACGACGGAAGGAUCAAUGCAAACGGUGGGCCUGAGUUCUCAGGGAUGCCACGUUUUACAGCUCGCAAAGCCGUUGUUGAGGCCCUGCAAAGGAAGGGCCUUUACAGAGGUGAGCACAACCAUGAGAUGCGGAUUGGUCUUUGCUCAAGAAGCAGUGAUGUUGCCGAGCCUAUGAUCAAGCCUCAGUGGUAUGUGAGUUGCAGCGACAUGGCAAAGGAGGCUCUUGAUGUUGCUGCAGACGGGAAGCUCCAGUUUAUACCUGAGCAUUACUCGGCAGAAUGGAGAAGAUGGUUAGAGAACAUAUGCGAUUGGUGCGUCUCGAGGCAGCUUUGGUGGGGUCAUCGCAUUCCUGCUUGGUACGCCACGCUUGAAGAAGAUCAGCUCCAAGAAGUAGGUGCCUACAACGACCAUUGGCUUGUUGCCAGGAACGAGGAAGAAGCCCGACAAGAGGCUGCACUCAAGUUUGCUGGAAAGAAGUUGUCGGAGCUCUCCCAAGAUCCUGAUGUCCUUGACACAUGGUUCUCUUCCGGCCUUUCUCCCUUAUCUGCUUUGGGAUGGCCAGACGAAACCGAGGACUUCAAAGCCUUCUAUCCAACCUCUGUUCUCGAAACCGGACAUGACAUUCUCUUUUUCUGGGUUGCUCGGAUGGUGAUGCUAGGAAAGAAAUUGGGUGGAGGUGAUGUUCCGUUCAGGAAAGUCUUUUUGCAUCCAAUGAUACGCGACGCACACGGGCGCAAAAUGUCAAAGUCUCUUGGAAACGGCAUUGAUCCGCUUGAAGUCAUCAACGGUGUAACUCUUGCAGGGCUUCACACGAGGUUAGAAAAAAGUAAUCUGGAUCCAAGAGAGUUGGUCGUUGCCAAGAAGGGACAGGUGAAGGAUUUUCCAAAGGGUAUCCCCGAAUGUGGCUCUGAUGCUCUUCGUUUUGCGCUCGUCUCUUACACGGCUCAAUCUGAUAAAAUAAACAUGGAUGUUCUCCGAGUUGUUGGUUACCGCCAAUGGUGCAACAAACUGUGGAACGCAGACAGAUUUGCGAUGAUGAAGCUUGGAGAUGACUACACUCCCCCUCCUCUGCACACUCUAAGCCCUGAAAUCAUGCCUUUGAGCUGCCAAUGGAUUCUCUCUGUACUAAACAAGGCAGUGUCAAAGACUGUGGAUUCAUUGAAUGCUUUUGAGUUAUCGGAUGCAGCCAACACAGUGUAUUCUUGGUGGCAGUACCAGUUUUGUGAUGUAUUCAUCGAAGCAAUCAAGCCUUACUUUUUUGCUGAAAACCCAUACAGGACGCAUGCACAAGCUGCUCUUUGGAUGUGUCUCGAGGCUGGCUUGAGGUUGCUUCAUCCGUUUAUGCCUUUUGUUACAGAAGAGCUGUGGCAGCGGUUGUCCUCGCCACAAGACUGUGAAAGGAAGGCAUCCAUCAUGAUUUGUGAUUACCCAUCUCCCAUAGAGGCGUGGACAAAUGAGAAGGUGGAAGCUGAAAUGGAGAUGGUUUUGGCGACCGUGAAAACACUUAGAACACUGAGAGCUGCAGAGACGCUAGAGAGACGUAGGAAUGAAAAGUUACAUGCAUUUGCUCUGUGUGGAAACGCAUUAACAGUGAAAACUGUACUGUCCUAUGAGCUGGAGAUUAAAACUCUGGCCAAUCUGUUAUCUUUAGAAGUUGUGUUGAAGGGAGAAGACAUAGCAGCCCAGCUUGGAUCUGUUGUUGUUGAAAUGGUGAACGAGAACCUCAAGGUGUAUCUCAAAGUGGAUGGAACAGCCAUGAAUGCAGAAGUUGAACGUGAAAAAAUCAGAAACAAAAUGGAAGAAAUACAAAAGCAAAAGGACAAGUUGGAGAAGGUUAUGAGGGUGAAUGGGUACGAAGAGAAGGUGCCUGCAAACAUAAAGGAAGACAAUUGGAGGAAGCUGGCAAAGCUUCUUGAAGAAUUCCAAUUUCUCAAUGACCGUAUUGAAUGA